Caenorhabditis remanei is the source of this 1746-nucleotide messenger RNA. RefSeq lists its product as uncharacterized. Gene Ontology annotation, molecular function: DNA binding. Bases 1 to 1746 code for a protein of 581 amino acids. The transcript is spliced from 7 exons. Gene Ontology annotation, biological process: DNA replication initiation; DNA replication. Lineage: Eukaryota; Metazoa; Nematoda; Chromadorea; Rhabditida; Rhabditidae. The record is from RefSeq and is a predicted model, not a curated record. Gene Ontology annotation, cellular component: alpha DNA polymerase:primase complex.
AUGGCAUAUGAAUUUGAUUUGGAUACAUUGAAUGAAAAUCUUGAACAUUUCAGUUUGAAAUGUCCUAAUCAAACCAAUCUCAUCGAAAAAUUGGAUGAAUUAUGCCGAAACUUUAGAAAAACUAAUGAGGACAUAUGCGACGAUAUCGCUUCAGUGAUGACGAAUGAGAACAAAAAAGUUGUCGACUCGAGUAUUCUCGAGAAAUUAGAAGAACUUUUUGAAGCCGAAGCGAAGAAAACAAUUCACACACCUAGAUCAGUCAAAAAACCAACGCGCAUGCCUCUUGCUGAAAGAAGUGGUUUCAUCUUGAGCGGAGGUCCUGGAGAUGACGAUAAGCCUCACCAUAUGAAUAGUUCAUCGAAUGCAAAACUCGAAGGUCACUAUCUGGAUUUUUCGCCAUUUCAGAAUUCACCUGCCAAUGAAAAAUUCUUCAAGCGCGCUGAUCCAGGACAAGUGAUCAGCAGCAUACGUGGCAGAAAGUAUCAAGACAAGGGACUGAAAGGAGCUUCAAAGAACGAUGACAAAAUGAAAAUUGUCUCAAAGCAACCAAGUAAUUUGUAUGCAGGAGACAAAUGUUCAAUGGUUAUCGAUGCUAAAUCAAGAAGAAUGACUGAUAUCUCCCAACACAUACAGAAAGUGUUUGAAGAAAUCGCUGAUUGGGGAAAUCCGUUGAUUCCAUCAGUGGAUAUCGUUUAUACAUAUGGACAGGUUGUUCACGAUGAAACAAAAGACAACGAGAAGUUCGGUGAAAAUUCUGUCGCAUUGAUGAUUAAUGAUGAGGAUGGAACGAUGAUUCGAUUAGAUUUGAGUAAAAUCACUGAAGACGUGACACUAUUCCCGGGACAGAUUAUUGCCGUUCGGGGAACUAAUGAAACUGGCGAAGAGCUUCAAGUUGACAAAAUCUUUACACCAUCGGCACUCCCAGUUUCACCUGUUGAGAGCGAUACUACGAAAGAUAUCUGGUUUGCGUGUGGACCAUACACUGCAAUGGAUAACUGCGGAUACGAGCAACUUUGUGAAUUGCUCGAUAAAGUUGUAGCCGAAAAACCUGAUAUUUUGGUUUUGGCGGGCCCGUUUGUCGAUCAGAAGAACGCUUUCUUAAACAAAUCUACUUUCAAUAUCACUUAUGAUGAUCUGAUGGAAGAUCUUUUGUGCAAAAUAAAAGAAAAGCUUAUCAAUACGAGAACAGAAGUUAUCAUCCAACCAAGUGCGUCCCGUGAUCUCUGCACUCCCUCCGUGUUUCCCAGUCCUCCAUUUCAGUUUAAAAAUAGAAAACUGGACUCCAUUCGAAAAGAAAUUCACUUUGUAUCAGACCCGUGUAUUUUUCGUAUUGGACAGAAAGGCAUCGAAGUGGCAGUAACGAGCAGCGAACCAAUUCAAGGAUUGAGCAAUUCUGAAUUCCAUCGGUCAGCAAAUCAGGAAAACAUUGAUCGUAUUGCUCGACUAUGUAGUCAUAUGCUCACUCAGCAAACUCUGUACCCAUUAGAGCCGACAGAUGUUCCAUCGUCAAUGGGAGAUCUUCUCGAAGUCUGCCGCCUCACUUCAAGCCCACACAUUGUGUUCGCACCUACAAAACUCGCUCCAUCUGCCAAAUCUGUAAAUGGCAGCGUCUUCAUAAAUUCUUCAACAUUGGCCAAAGGACCAACUGGGAACUAUGUGAAGAUGUCGAUCAAUUUGCAUGCAGGAGAAAUGAUGCCAGGAGAAACAGUUGCCGAUUAUUCCCUUAUCCAACUUAUGAAAAUUUAA